Necator americanus (New World hookworm) is the source of this 1065-nucleotide messenger RNA. RefSeq lists its product as uncharacterized. Gene Ontology annotation, molecular function: structural constituent of cuticle. The coding region runs from base 1 to 1065 and encodes 354 amino acids. NCBI's taxonomy places the organism in Eukaryota, Metazoa, Nematoda, Chromadorea, Rhabditida, Ancylostomatidae. The transcript has 8 exons. The record is from RefSeq and is a predicted model, not a curated record.
AUGCCGGACGGGGCAACGGUGGCCACAUUCCUGUCGAUAACGAUAAGUGUCGGGAUGAUAGCCGUAUGUGGAAUCAUUGCAAAUAUUAUUUGCGAUGACAUUAACGACUUUUACGCUGAUAGCAUGAAGGAGUUGAAAGUAUUCCAGGUACUUACCGACGAUGCAUGGACGGAAGUGAUAAAGAUGGAUCUUCCACCGUCGAAGAAACCCACAUUUGAGAAUUUAAUUCGAAGAGACAAGAGAAACGCAUGGAAUUUGCCUUCAUUUUGCAGCUGUAUGGCACAAUCUAUGUGUCCGCCGGGCGCUCCUGGUCGUCCUGGACUCGAUGGAGACGACGGUGCUCCUGGACUACCUGGUCCACGCGGUCCUGACGGAGUGGAUGGAGCCACCGGUCUCACUUUCAACCGCGAAACCGGCUGCAUACAGUGCCCUGCUGGACCGCCUGGUCCUCGUGGAACGCCAGGAUCACCAGGCUCACCUGGACCGCAGGGCCCGGAUGGACCUCGUGGAAGUCGAGGUUACGGUGCGGGACCACCAGGACCACCAGGUCCACCUGGAGAUCCUGGAGCAGCAGGAUGCGAAGGUACUGCCGGUCAUCCAGGAAGUCCAGGACGCGAUGGGGUACGCUAUAUUCCUGGGCCACGUGGACUACCAGGAAUGCCAGGGGCUAGAGGACCGCCUGGACCUCCUGGUCCUCCCGGAGUGGCAGAGGAAGGACCAGAUGGAAUGCCUGGGCCACGGGGCCGAGAAGGACUUCCGGGAAUGCCGGGACCUAUUGGAAAACCUGGACCGGCUGGCGAAUCUGGAGAGCCAGGAUUUGAUGCCGACUACUGCCCAUGUCCUCCACGAGGUUCCGUUCGACAACAAGCAGCACCAACACUCGAAGAAGAUAAAAUUUCUGAAUGGGAACCCAUUGUCCAUCCAUCAGCCACUCAAUUUUUCGAACAUCGUAGAAGAGAAUCGGAAACAAAGGAUACGACAUUUUCUCCGCCAGAAACCUAUGAGAUCCAGCUCGAGGAACCUUCGCAGGAACCGCUUAAAAUGAAAAUGCUACGAUAUGCUUAA